CUCGGGUUGGUCCAAUCUGUCGCGGUAACGACUUACUUUUUGCCAAUCAAACGCCACGAAAAACGAGCCGGGAUGGCGCAGCGGCAACCGACGCGGCCUGCCGGUGGACGCAAGCUAGCGACGUCCAUCAAAGCGACGCGGGACCUCCUGGGUAUGGAAAAGCUUCCGCGCAUUUCCUCGCCGCGGGAGUCGCCCGGCGACCAGCUUAUGGCUAAUCCACCGCCCGAAGCCGACGACGGCGACGACGAGGCCCAGCGCGUUCAAGGCUACGACCUCCAAUACUGCGAGAGCAUGCUCGUCGCGAUUGAGAAGGAGAGCACGCAAAACAGCCAGCGGUACCUCAAUAUGCUCGAGUUCAAGGAAGGCAAAGAUCCCAAGCUCGAGUCGAUGCGAGCAAGUUUCAAGUCGCUCACGGACGAGCUACGAGAGCUUGAAGUGCUGUGUGCCAGCGGCUGGGACACAGAUGACAUUGACGAGGCGCUGCGCCGCCUGCCACGUGACGUUGUUGCCAUAGAAGCCCAUCGCUGGGCUUCGUCAUGAGCCCAACAAUUAUAGCGAGAAGCAAGUUGCAUCAUGUUGAUUCACAAUGUCGUACAAGCUACGCCUUCGUCUUGCAA
This is a messenger RNA of Saprolegnia diclina VS20, 617 nucleotides long. RefSeq lists its product as hypothetical. Lineage: Eukaryota; Oomycota; Saprolegniomycetes; Saprolegniales; Saprolegniaceae. The transcript has 3 exons. The record is from RefSeq and is a predicted model, not a curated record. The coding region runs from base 73 to 540 and encodes 155 amino acids.